Molecule: messenger RNA, 3111 nt
Organism: Diorhabda sublineata
Lineage: Eukaryota; Metazoa; Arthropoda; Insecta; Coleoptera; Chrysomelidae
Exons: 9
Coding region: 104-2392 (762 amino acids)
Biological process (GO): protein deubiquitination
Cellular component (GO): cytoplasm
Molecular function (GO): cysteine-type deubiquitinase activity
Source: RefSeq, a predicted model, not a curated record
AUUAUUACUUCGAAAAAUAUUUUGGACGAAAUUGACACUAGGGUUAUGUUUUAUAUUUUGAUUUUGUACAUUAUAAUUAUAUAUUAUUCUACAUUAUAAAUAAAUGAAAAUGAAUUUAAGAGAUUUAUAUAUUACUGAUAAUAUAAAUUCUUUGGAAAGUUUGGCCCAACGAGACGAUGUCAUUCAAGGCGUCAAGAAAUCUCACAGAUUUGGUAACCUCGCAAACAAAAUAAUGGGUGAAUUGAUGCAGUGCCAAGAUGACCAAGAAAAAUGUUAUAUUUUAUGUAGGAGAUAUAUUAAUCUAAUGGAUCAUUUAUUCAAAAUAUGCGAUGACCAGAAUUAUGUCAAAGCCCUUCAUUCUAGCGAUUAUCGUAAAGUUAAACAACUAAUUAAUGAAAUCAGAGAAAGUCUAGAAGAACGUUAUAAAAAAUUGACUACAGAAAAUGAGAAUAAGCAUGUUAAAGCACCACCUCCGACAAUGGAAAUUGCUCCUACACCAAUAAUACUAAAACGUUUCAAUUUCAAAGAUCAUUUUAUACAACCUGGGGAUCUGUUUAUGAUCUUACAAAGAGAAGAUAAUUUUCUCAUAGUUGAUAUUCGUCCUGUAUUAGAUUUUUCAAAAACUAAAAUCAAUCUAAGUAAAGGUAAUAUUAUAAACAUUCCUGGAGAGUUGAUAGUCCCAGGGUUGUCAGCAAAUACAUUAGGACAACGUCUUGAAUCUCCAGCAAAAGAACUUUGGGACAAAAGAGACACAUUUGAUAUUUUAAUUCUAUUGGAUGAUGAUACAGGAAAACACAACUACUUUGGCACAGUAUUAUCACGACUGAGGAAUAUUAUUGUAGAAUGGGAUACAAGGCGUAAAUAUCCACAUAAACCAGUUAUAUUGAAUGGAGGUCUGAAAGAAUUUGUACAAUACUACCCCAUAGCCGUCAACAACUCUCAUUUGUUUUUAAAACAAAUUAAUACUGAGAUUGAUGAGCUGUUGGAAUUAGAAAAUAUAAACUAUCCAGAAAAUGGUGCACCCUUGCAAAUGAAUCUAAAAAAGGAUACCGAUUUUUUAAUAGAAUUAGAUCAAGUAAAUCGUAAUUCCUACCCAAGCACUGGGAUAGAAGUAAGAUCCACAAACUUGGAAGAUAAAAAUUCCCUUGACGACUUGAAUAUUAAAAAAAAUGUUUUGCCAGAACCGCCUGUUCCCAUAAGUGAGGAAAUUGGUGAUCUUGCCAUUGAUAAAGCUGUAAAAGAACUUGUUAAAGGAGAAAAAGCUGCACAGUUGUUAAUAGCAAGACAGGCUUUAAAACCAACAUUCUAUGGAGAGAGUAAGAAUGAGAUUGCUAAAAGAGAAAUUCCAUUGAAAAAAGAGAAAAGAGUAAGACCCAGGAGUCCUUUUAUUAAACCCCCAUCAGUGGAUCGUUCAUUCAAACCUGUUGCAAUAUUUGGAAAGGGUUUCACUGGACUGAAAAAUGAGAGAAAUAUCUGCUACAUGAAUUGUUUGUUACAGUGUUUGAAAGUAAUUCCAAGCAUUAAGGCAAUUUAUAUUACAUCUGACCAAUAUUUAUCUUAUACAACUAGAAUGCCUCCCAAAAUUAAUCAUCAUUUAGCAGAAGUCCUUCGGGAGCUUUGGGGUGGGACAGCACAACGACAUAGAACAUUUUUUAUAUCACAAUUCAAAAAUCGAAUAUGUGAGUUUGCUCCCAUGUAUGACAACAACACCCAUGAAGAUUGCUUCGAAUUUUUCUUGUUUCUGUUUAAUGCAGUGAGUGAAGAUUGCUCAAUAGAUCUGCCCAGUCAAGUUAUGACCGAGAGUGAAAAAGCCUGGUUUGGCCAAUUGCAAGGUCGUUCUUCCUUCUGGAUUGAAAUGUUCUAUUUCCAGUUUAAAAAUAUGAAAGUUUGUUGCAACUGCCAUAAAACGAAUCUGUCAUUUGACACAGAGGGCCUUUUAUUGUUACCAGUACCAAACAAAAAUUGUACUUUAGAUAACCUUAUAAGUGAACACUUACAAGAGAACCGUUUAAUUGACUAUUCUUGUAGUAACUGUAAAUCAUUUAAUACUAUAAUUAAUCGAAAAGAGGUCUCCGUAGAACCCGAGAUUCUCGCUGUAGUAUUGAAAAGGUAUUAUUCUGACGGUGAAAUAUUUCGUAAAAAUGAGGUAGAAGUGAAUUUCCCUCUUGAAAAUUUGAAAUUUGGUACCUCCAAAUACAGUUGCUACAGUGUUGUUCAGCAUUCAGGUACCAUGACUUGUGGGCACUAUUUUGCAGCAGUAAAGUUGGAUGAUGAACUUGACAAAUGGUAUCAAUUCAAUGAUGAGAUAAUAACUCUAUUACCCAGAUCAAUAAAUGAGAGUAGUUACAUAAGAAGCACGGCAGCAGGUUUCUUUUAUGUUCGACAAGAAUAAAUUCUCAAUUGUGAUAAAUUAUAAAUAGCAUUGAUACUCAUUCCAUUUGAAAUAUUUUUGAUAUAAAAUGAUAUUUGAAAUGUUCAUGUUCCUUUUCUUAAACGUCUUAGUGCUUCAUAAGUGCCUACUAAUGUUAAUGGUUUUUACAUAUUUAUUUGAGAAUUUUUCUUUAUGUAUCAGGUAUAUUUUGAAAAUUCAGUUAUUUCUACCUUAUAUAGUUUUUAAAUUCAUAAUCAUAUUAUGUGUAUUAUAAAUUGUUUACUAGCCAUCAAAAACUUCUAUUAAGAUAUAACUCAUUGUCUACAAUUUAGAUUUGUGUAUUAUUAAGAUAAAGAAACGAAAUAUUAGUUUUGCCUAAGCACAACUCAUUUAAAGUUGAUAACUUGAUAUUUUUCUGGUUAUUAAAAGCUACUUCUUCGUGGAAAAAAGUUCAACUGCUCCAAUUUUGGUUCACUAGUGCCAGACAUAUAAUAUUCGGCGGAGUAUCGAGUAUACAACUCAUUCCAAAUUUGUUGUAUUCAAUGUUUUAGAUAAUUUUUUUUUAUUAAAAUUGAAAAAAUUUAAAACAAUUUUUUGAGCUACUGUAGUUUUUUCAGAUAAUUGAUUUGUUCAAGGUAAAGCUGUAUAUGUAUUAUUUUUUUUCUUGAUUUGGAUUUGUUUGUGAAUGUGGAUUCAAGUUAUUAUUAUUGUGGAAUUUAUAUAAACGUUUAAAAAUUCUA